UUCUGUAAAUAGCUGUGAUUUCAUUCUGCCUGGUGUGAGAGGUUGUUUACUGAGAUUCUGCUGUGUCUGCACUCCAAAGCUGCACAACGGAGACACAAAGGCUGCGGAUAUCUUAUAUUUUAACCUUGUAGUUAGGUCAUGCAUGUGGCUCGGCCUGUAGCCUGUGUGGUGUAGAGUGCCCCAUAUAGUCACUAGGGAGUGCUGUCUGACCCUGAAACCUCCCCUCACCCCCACCCCGGCCCCCAGCACCUAUGUUCCCUAUGCUAACUCUUCUCAGCAUGUUUUACUAUAUCUGUCUGCGGCGGCGGUGCAGGAGUGGGUCGCGAGCAGAGUCGCUGGGUGGCCGCCGUGCACUCGUCGAUUUGGGCCAGCGUUCUACCUUGCCAGUCACUGUGGAGGUGGAACAGUAUGCUAAAGAGGUUCUAGACUUCAGCUCGCACUAUGGCAGUGAAAACAGCAUGUCCUACACCAUGUGGAAUCUGGCCGGGGUGCCUAACGUCUACCCCAGCACGGGAGACUUCACCCAGACGGCAGUUUUUCGGACGUAUGGACACUGGUGGGAUCAGUGUGUUAGCACUCUAGCACCGUUCCGCCGCACACCGCCAUCCUUCCACAGCCGAGACUUCCUGGAGCUGGCCUUUGAGGAGCAAGUCUACCCCACUGCUGUGGAAGUGCUGGAGACCUACCACCCCGGCGCUAUCGUACAAAUCCUGGCCUGCUCGCUAAAUCCUUUCACACAGAAUCCACCUGCUGAUGUCAGGUGGGAGGUGUUAUGGUCAGGGGAGCCCACCAAAGCCCUGAGCCCCCAGGCACGUCAGUUUUCCCCCACAAUCCGGCCCAUUAGCUUCCCCACCAACUUGCUGCGUCUGGAAGUGAAUAGCUCUAUGCUGGAUUAUUACACUGAGCUUGACGCGGUGGUCCUGCGAGGGGUUCGCGAAAGGCCCAUCCUUGCGCUUUAUAAGAUGCCUAUGAUAGACAUAAGUGAUCUGAGUGACGGUGAGGAGGACCUGAGUGAGACCGGGGGGGCGCUGUGCUGCAGGACGGCCACCGCUGACCACAAACACAACCUUGGCAAUGGCUACUUUGAUAAACUACCUUAUGAGUUGAUUCAGUUGAUUGUAAGUCACCUGGCUGUUCCUGAUCUUUGUCGUUUGGGUCAGUGCUGUAAGCUCCUGCAGCAGCAUUGUUCUGACCCACUGCAGUAUGUCCAGCUCAGCCUACAGCCGUACUGGUCUCGCCUCAGCGAUGCUGCGCUGACACACCUGCAGCCACGCUGCACACUCCUUCAGAGGCUUAACAUGUCCUGGACUGGAAACAGAGGAGCUGUGACUGCUGCAGGAUUCUGCAGCUUCAUUCGGGCAUGUGGGAUGAGUCUGGUGUGUUUGCAGCUGUCCUGCUGUCACUUCUUGAAUGAGGUGUGUUUGGAGGUUGUGUGUGUGAUGUGUCCGCGCCUUCAGGAGUUGGAUCUCUCCUCAUGUGACCGGCUACAGCCUCAGGCCUUCACCCACAUCACCAAACUCGCACACCUCCGCCGACUCAUACUCUACCGCACCAAAAUUGAGCAAACAGCCAUGCUGAGCAUCCUGACGUUCUGCACUGAGCUGAGGCAUCUCAACCUUGGCAGCUGUGUAAUGAUAGAGGACUAUGAUGCAGUGGUGAGUUUGCUGGCUGCACGGUGCCGGGGCUUGGUGUCUCUGGACCUGUGGCGCUGCAGGAACCUGAGUGAGCGUGGGCUGGCAGAGCUGGUGUCCGGCUGUGCAGGGCUCGAAGAACUGGACCUGGGCUGGUGCUCCAGUCUCCACAGUAGCUCUGGCUGUUUCCAGCUGCUAGGUCGCAGACUGCAUCACCUGCGCAAACUCUUCCUCACUGCAAACCGCACCGUCUGUGACAGUGACUUGGAGCAACUCGCCACAAACUGCCCUGCACUGGAGCACCUUGACAUAUUGGGUACACGGAUGGUCAGUCUUGCUGCUCUGAGAAGACUGCUGCAGGCGUGUCCUCAGCUGCGUCUGCUGGACGUCUCCUUCUGCUCACAGAUCGACGCACGGACUGUGCAGGAGCUGAGUAGCCUCUUCCCAAACGUCUCCAUCAAAAAGAGCUUCACCCAGUGACCUCUUCCACAGCCAGCCCGCAGGGGGGCACUGCCCCUAGCCUGGGGGGCACUAAGACCCUGCCCACAAGGGCUGCCUUCAGGGUUUCCUGGUGCUGCCAAUGUGGCCGUUUUGCCUAAGUGUUAGCGAUAAAGCAAUAGCUCAGCGGACAAUCAAACUUACACAAUUACGCCCUUACCAAUUACGCCCUUACCCCAGAUGUGCUUGGUCAGCCAAGACAUCUUUGGUGCCUGAUGUUUGCUUCCAUGCUUCGCUUACAAAUCUAUUCUUUUGUAGUGUGAAGUCACUACAUAAUGCUGAGUUUCCAGUUUAAAAUGCUGCACUACUGACCACACAACAUGUUGUUGUGGCUAAUCAAAACAGAUUGGAUACAAAAAUUCGCCACUACAAUAACAUAAGCUCCAUUACAUGACCCAAAAAAAACCCUACACCUAAUGUUAACAGUGUGAUCUUCCACACACAUGGAAUAAAAGUAAUUAUUUUUAAUUAAAAACAAGUAAGGUAAGUAAUUAAAAACAUGCUGAAUAUAGGUAUUUUAACUAGUGGUAACACAUUAAUAGCUCCCCCUCAAAACAACAUGUAACAUUGUAGUGUGAGAGCGAAAGGAUACAAUCCCAGACAAGUUAGAACAUGCACCCACUGUUGGUGAUGAAAAUUGGAAACUGCAUUCAUUCUGUUAUCAAGUUUACCCUACUUACAUUUCAUGUUCUGGUUCAUGUGAAGUAUAAAGUAAUAAAACCAGUCUGGUGAAGCUUAUUUUGUCCACUCAUAUAGAUAAACCAAAAUGCAUUACUUUUUAAAUAGAAAAAAUUGAGCAAAUAAAACAUUAUCAAUGUCAAUCAUGAUUCAUAAAUUUAACUGUUUGGGAGCUCUAAUUUGAACAAAGUCCAGUUUGUGCCUUACAGUUUCUCAUUAAGUUGAACGGGAUUAUUGCCAACAUUACCUAAAACUUGUCAAACCUCACAACAGUAGCUAUGUGUGGAUGAAGCAUGGAUAGGUCAGUUAGCAUUGUACAAACUGCAUUGAGCUGUUAAGUAACCUUAUAUUAUCGUAGCUCAAAUGCAGAACUAACAAAGCUUUAGAUACCAAACGUGUCUUGGCUGACUGAUUGCAUUUUGAGUAAAGGGGAAAUUGUGUACCUUUGAUUUCUUACUGAACUGUCGCUUUAAGGAGAGUACAGACUGAAGGACUAAGCCGAAUAGGCUGAGUGUAGACUUUCUCAAUGUUUCGUCACACCUGACCUCAACGAUUGAUCUUAAUCUCAGGGUUUUAUUUUCAUGUUUUAUUUUUUUUGCCAACACACUAAUUACUCCUUCCGAUGAACAAAAAGUACUGGAUAUACGAUUUGUAAUUGCCAAAUUGUUUUCCUUUCUCAAGCGUGGGUGUUCAUGCAUAUGACUGUGCAGUAAUGAUUGCUUUUAUUCAUGUGCUUGUUUUGCGUACCUGUAGAAGAUUGUGCAGUGAUGGCUACAUCAUUGGCUCACUGAAUUUGGUUGUUUAUCAAAAUUCUGAAUUAUUAGCACCAUUUUUUAACUUGAGACAUUCAGUUGAAGCUGUCGUGCAUUUCUUUAACAAUCUGAUUGCAUCUCAAGUUAAAAUGUAUCCUGUAAUGUGCAGAAAAGAAGCUUCUUCUUUUUUUGUUUGCGAAACCUAAAGUUUACUUUUAAUAACACGCUAAUUGCUAGAUGAUGUAUACAGGUGCCUUAUAUAGUGAGCGACACCAUUGUGUGUGUGCGUGUUGUGUGUGCGUGUGUGCUGGUAGUGUGAAGUACUGUUGAACCAAAGCUCUUCAUUUGCGUUUUAAUCAAUGCACUACUGUUCACUCACAUGUGAAGGCUGCUGGAUGUUGUGUGUUUACUUGGGGCUAUGAUUUUAUUGAAGUCCAAAUUGCAACAACCAAUUCAUUGUAUGUCACUUUUGUUUUUUUUUUGUUUUCAUUUAUAAAAGGACUCAUGCUAACUACUCAGUAAUUAACAAACCAUUUCUCUGUAAAAGAUGAGAAAAUACUGCUGAAUGCAACUGUUUUUUGUCAAAACAUUUAUUUAUUAUUGAAAUUUGUAAAAUAUGGUUUAUUUUAAUGAUUUUUUGUAAAUACCAAAUUGGUGCCAUUUUCAGAAUUGCUGUGUUUUGCGCAAAGGUUGUUGGUAGAAGGAAUGGCUGAAUAAACCCAAGCGUU
Molecule: messenger RNA, 4287 nt
Organism: Colossoma macropomum (tambaqui)
Lineage: Eukaryota; Metazoa; Chordata; Actinopteri; Characiformes; Serrasalmidae
Gene: fbxl4
Product: F-box and leucine-rich repeat protein 4
Exons: 8
Coding region: 252-2111 (619 amino acids)
Biological process (GO): SCF-dependent proteasomal ubiquitin-dependent protein catabolic process
Cellular component (GO): SCF ubiquitin ligase complex
Molecular function (GO): protein binding
Source: RefSeq, a predicted model, not a curated record